This is a messenger RNA of Trichoplax adhaerens, 1629 nucleotides long. RefSeq lists its product as uncharacterized. NCBI's taxonomy places the organism in Eukaryota, Metazoa, Placozoa, Uniplacotomia, Trichoplacea, Trichoplacidae. Gene Ontology annotation, molecular function: NADP binding; flavin adenine dinucleotide binding; N,N-dimethylaniline monooxygenase activity. Bases 1 to 1629 code for a protein of 542 amino acids. The transcript has 6 exons. The record is from RefSeq and is a predicted model, not a curated record.
AUGAAAGUAGCCAUCAUUGGUGCUGGUGCCAGUGGCUUAGCUAGUCUGAAAGAAUGCCUCGAUGAAGGAAUUGAACCAAUCGUAUUUGAAAAGGAAGAAUAUAUCGGUGGAUUAUGGAAAUAUUCAGAAAAAAUUGGCAAAGGUGGAACUGUCUACCGUUCCACAAUCAUCAAUACUAGUAAAGAAAUUAUGGGUUUCAGUGACUUUCCAGUUCCAAAAGACUUCGCUCCAUUUAUGCAUAACAGGAGUGUUAUUGAAUAUUUUGAACUAUAUGCCAAAAAAUUUAAAUUGCAUCAGUACAUACAAUUCAAGACGUACGUCCAUGAUAUAAGGCCCGCAGAGGAUUACAUCAAAUCUGGCAGAUGGAAUGUAACUAUCAGCCACACUGAAGGCACUACAACUACAAGGACCACACAAACAUUUGAUAGUGUUAUGAUUUGCUCAGGACAUCACUGGGAUCCUAGAAUGCCGUCAUUUAAAGGAAUGGAUGUGUUUAAAGGAAAGCAAUUGCACAGCCAUGACUAUAAGGAUCACCAAGGUUUCGAAAAUGAUAGAGUUGUGGUUGUUGGAAUUGGCAACUCAGCUGUCGACGUUGCUUGCGAAUUGAGUCAUCACUGCUCACAGGUUUAUCUCAGUACACGACGUGGAGCAUGGAUAUUUCCACGUAUUGGUUUCGGCGGUACACCUUUCGAUUUUCAAUUCAACCGCUUUGUAAACAUGAUUCCAAUAUCAAUAAUGAAAAUCAUACUGGAAAAGUAUUUAAAUAGCAGAUUCGAUCAUGAUAAAUAUGGCUUACGGCCAACACAUCAUACCUUAGCACAACAACAAACUAUUAGUGACGAAUUGCCAGUUCGCAUCGUCUGCGGAUCAAUUAAAAUUAAAGAUGAUAUUACUUGCAUCGGUGAACAUGAUAUCAAAUUUGCUGAUGGCUCCACUGAGACUAAUAUUGAUACAAUUGUCUAUGGCACUGGUUAUAAGUUUGGCUUCCCAUUUAUGGAUUCAUCUAUUAUUGAAGUCAAAGAUAAUACUUGUAAUCUUUACAAAUAUAUAUUUCCACCCGAUCAUAUGCACGCAACAUUGGCUAUGGUUGGCUUCAUUCAGCCAACAGGAGGCGCAAUUAUGCCUAUGGCAGAAAUGCAAGCACGAUGGAUUACCCAAGUCUUUACUAAAAAAUGCCAACUACCUUCUCAAGCAGAAAUGCUAGCAGAUAUAGAAAAGAAGCGUAGGGAAAUAGCUGAUAUAUAUGUUAAAUCGCCUAGACAUACAAUGCAGGUGGAUUAUUUAGAGUUCAUGGAUGAGCUCGCCGACCUAAUCGGUUGCAAGCCAAACUUUUUAUCUAUCGCCUUUACCGAUCCUAAGCUAGCGCUAAGAUGCAUAUUUGGUCCGUGUACACCGUCACAAUUUAGAUUAUGUGGACCGCAUCCUUGGGAUGGUGCAAAAGAAGCUAUUAGAGAUACAGAUAGAAAUUUUACUGCAGCUAUACGUACACGCCAACUCAAGCAAACUGUAGAGCAUAAAAAUAGAAAGGUCUUGAUGUUACUUCUAGAAGCCGCCAUCAUUCCUAUUGCAUAUUUAUGUUACCUCAAAGGGGACACUAUCAAGGCAAAUAUUAUUGACGCUGGUAAAUGA